AUGACGAACGUUUCAGCCUCAUUUAUAUCCGAUCUGAUGAUCAGCAUGGCUAGAGCUACAGCUUCACCGUAUCAAUUUCUUAUCGUCCAUCGUGACGCCAUCCCGUCCAUCUCCAUCACAGAGGGUGCUGCAGAAUUACCUGCGCAGAUCCAAGGCAAACUGGUGUCGCAGCUGCACCUCCGGCCACUGGACCAGAGGAUAGUCAACAUGGUCUACAGCAAGGUCAUGGUAGAGCCCGUUACACACCCUCAUAUUGUCACGAUAUCGCCCACCGCAUGCGCAUUGCUGGGUGUGGAUGGCGAGGCUACUCUGGCGAAGGAGGCGGAGUUAGCUGCCAACCUCAUGUCCGGUAAUCAGGCGAUAGAGGGGUCGCAGUCUACGGCGCAUUUAUACUGUGGCCAUCAGUUCGGGAACUUUGCUGGACAGCUGGGAGAUGGAAGGGCACAUUCGAUGGGGCGAGUGGUCUCACCGCUUGCUGGGCACAUGGACAAGGGCGGCUUUGACGCGUCUUUCGGACCGUUCGUUGAGCUACAGUUCAAGGGCUCCGGUCGCACACCUUAUUCGCGCACGGCCGAUGGCAGAGCUGUGUUGAGAAGUAGUAUCAGAGAAUUCCUAUGCUCCGAGUACAUGGCUGCCUUACGGAUUCCCACCACUCGAGCAGCGAUUUUGGUGAACUCAGACACACAGGUGACCAGAGACCCCCUGUAUGUAGGGAAGCCAAUCCGCGAAAACGCUUCCAUCGUCAGUCGUAUUGCACCUUCGUUCUGGCGAGUGGGAUCGUUUGAGAUCUUCACUGCGGGUAAGAAUGGGGUGGAGGGCCCCUACGCCGGGGAAAUCGACCGUUGCUCAGAUAUGCUCGACUUCUACAUUAAGCAGCAUUUCAGUCACAUCUGGAAGAAGUUUCCGCACGGCAAGCCCAGAUAUAUCGAGUUCUUCUCCGAAGUCUGUGCUCGAAAUGCGCGCACCGUGGCCAUGUGGCAGAGUGUUGGGUUUGUACACGGAGUGCUAAACACGGACAACAUAUCUCUGCUCGGCCUGACACUGGACUACGGGCCGUUUGGCUUCAUGGACAGUUUCAACCCGCACUAUGUACCCAAUUACAGCGAUACGGACGAGAGAUAUGCAUACGAGAACCAACCUAAAAUGAUAUACUGGGGACUUGGUAAGCUGGCAAAGGCGAUCUCAGGUGUCGUGCCUCUGGAUGAAUUGAUUGCUAAAUUAAAUCAGGUUUUCUGGCCAGUGUACGUGGACCACUUUCACUCCAUCGUGAUGCGCAAGUGGGGUAUGGUGGGCCGUGAUAUGAAGAAGAGAAAAGCCGCCACUCAACAGGCAGAAAAGAAAAAUGCCUCUGCAGGAACAAACGGGGUCAACGAAGAUAGUGGGAAGGUGGAUUCCAGCUCACUGAAAGUACCCCAGGCAAAGAAAAACUCCGCAUCGACAUCUAAAACUGCUUUUGCAGAUGCCGAUGUGUUAGAUGACGCCAUCUACGACAAUGACGAGAAGCUCAUCAGCAGAAUGAUGCAGACCAUGGAGGAGACGGGGGCGGAUUUUACCAACACUUUCAGAUGCCUGUCGAACAUUGUAGCUCACGAAGAUGGACCUGAAAGCCCGGAAUCACUUAGCUCGAGAGAAAAUGUGUUGGACUACAUAGUGUCACAGUUAGAUGACGGUCGAGAAAUGGCCAAUACAAUGCCAUACGAGGUAGAAUACCUUAAGGUGUUGUCUACAUUCCCAGUAGAACACGACGAUGUGCUACUGGCACUAACAGGCAAGCACGUUGACUACUUCAAGCAAAGAAUGGAGUCAGUGGCACGUGCAAAGCGUCUGGCCGCCGUUUCGCCGUUCCAAAAGGAUGAUGAGGACAGAGCUAAAUGGGCCGCGUGGCUGAAACAGUACCAAUCGUAUGUAAAUGAUGAUUGGAAACUGGCCGAAGCCUCUGGCGCGACUCUGACUGAGUACAACACGCAGCGAGUCACCAUCAUGAACACGACAAAUCCUAAGUUCUGUCUAAGAAAUUAUAUGGCGCAGAGUGCCUUCGAAAAGGCAAAGCUGGGAGAUUUCACUGAAUUGCAAACGUUGACCAAAAUUCUGAGUCGUCCUUUCGACGAGUGGGAACAAUAUGAAUCAUUGAAAUAUGACAGACACGCCUCUUCAUUACGAAUGUGCAUCAGUUGCUCGAGUUAAAACGUCAGCCCAAAAUAAAGACGCACGAGAUCUUGGUACAGAAACAUAAUCAGACAGAAUCAGCUACCUAUUGCUUAGACGAAACUGCCUUAUAGUGUCGUCUAUUCAUUAUAUUUACGUACAUAUAUAGCGUCAAUUUGAGCAGCUGCCAUGGAGCGUUAUAUCUCCUGACGAAAUAGAUGUCAUUAUAAAACGAGAGGCG
Molecule: messenger RNA, 2386 nt
Organism: Sphaeroforma arctica JP610
Lineage: Eukaryota; Ichthyosporea; Ichthyophonida
Exons: 12
Coding region: 1-2184 (727 amino acids)
Source: RefSeq, a predicted model, not a curated record